Molecule: messenger RNA, 526 nt
Organism: Papilio polytes (common Mormon)
Lineage: Eukaryota; Metazoa; Arthropoda; Insecta; Lepidoptera; Papilionidae
Gene: Obp99a
Product: general odorant-binding protein 19d-like
Exons: 5
Coding region: 20-478 (152 amino acids)
Biological process (GO): sensory perception of smell
Molecular function (GO): odorant binding
Source: RefSeq, a predicted model, not a curated record
GUUCCAAAGUAUAUUCACAAUGUACAAAUUAUAUCUCUAUGUAAACCUCUGCUUGAUUGCUUUGAUGCCGUUUAAGUCUCAUGCAAUGACGGCGGAACAAAAAGCCGCAAUUCAUGAACAUUUCGAAGAAUUGGGAACUGAAUGUAUGAAGGAUUAUCCUAUUACCGAAGAAGAUGUUAAUAAUUUGAGAGCUAAGAAAAUUGGUACCGGUGAAAAUGUACCUUGCUUCUUAUCAUGUUUAUUAAAAAAAGUCGGAAUUAUGGACGACAAAGGCAUGCUGCAGAAGGAAACGGCGCUUGAAUACGCCAAGAAAGUUUUUAAUGACGCCGAGGAGUUAAAACUUAUCGAGGGUUAUCUUCACUCGUGUUCACAUAUCAACGGGGAAACAGUCACUGAUGGAGAAAAGGGUUGCGAUCGUGCGUUGUUAUCUUUCCAAUGUAUGUUGGAAAACGCAUCACAGUUUGGCUUUGACGUAUAGCACGCCAUUGCUCUAAGAUUGACAUAUCGAAACAGGAAUGGAUGAGGG